UCAUGCGUUCGAGUUCACGGUAACGGUAACGUGCGUGUCACUGUCCGCUGCUCGGUGAACCGGCAGCUCUUACUGCCUACAGGCUGCUACCGUUUACCGGCUCCGUUACCGGGUUAGAGGAGCAGCUACCGGGUUAGCUAACGGCUAACGGGAGAUGGAGGAGUUUCUAUCGAGCUGCCGUCAAACUGUGCAGGCAAACGUGGAUCAGGCUGAACCAGGGUUCCACGUGGUUCUGGGGAAUGAGGCCUGCGAUGUGGACUCCAUGGUGUCCGCUUUGGCCUUCGCCUACUUCCUGUCCAAGACGGCGCCCAGCAAGACGCUCGUCGUCCCGCUGCUGAACAUCCGGCAGGCGGACCUGGUCCUGCGGUCAGAUAACCUCUUCCUGCUGCGCCAGACCGGCUUCUCUCCAGACCUCCUGCUGUUCAGGGACCAGCUGGACCUGCAAGCGCUGCAUCGAGCCGGCCGCCUGCGCCUAACGCUGGUAGAUCACAACGUCCUGCCCAGUUCAGACAGUGACCUGGAGGAGGCGGUAGUGGAGGUGAUCGACCAUCACCUGCAGGAAAGAGAGCCCUCCCCCACCUGCCCCGUUACCGUGGAGACGGUGGGAUCCUGCGCCACCUUGAUAACAGAACGCAUCAUCCAGAAAGCUCCGGAGAUCCUGGACCAGCAGCUCGCUCAGCUGCUCUACGCGGCGAUCCUGCUGGACUGCGUCAACAUGGCUCCGGCAGCAGGGAAGGUUACACCGAAAGACAGUCAGUACGCUGCAGCGCUGGAGGCUCGGUUCCCCUCAUUACCUCCGCGUGGCGCCUUCUUCCAGGCGCUGCAGAACGCCAAGUUCGACGUCUCAGGUCUGAACACGGAGCAGAUGUUGCUGAAGGACAUGAAAGCUGUUUCAGGAAGUUUAAAUCUCGUCAUCUCUGUUCUCUACAUCACACUGGAGGACUUCCUGCAGAGGGCGGACUUGGAGGCGGAGCUCUCGGCUUUCUGUCGGAAGCUGGGAUUGGAUCUUCUCCUCCUGAUGACCAUUUCCUUCACGGAGGGCAAAGAGCCAAUCAGAGAGCUGGCUGUGUUCAGCCACAGCGCCAACUGCAGGGAGCAGGUGAGCGAGUACCUGGAGCGAGCUCGUAACCCCGCCCUCAACCUCUGUCCAAUCAGCAGCCCCCAUCCUCACAUCGCAGCCUAUCACCAAGGAAACACACUUGCGUCCCGUAAGAAGGUCCUCCCCAUCGUUAAGGACUUCCUGCGGGAGCGUGAAGGAGACGGUCGCCUAGGAGACGGCUGUGAGGACGAGGGAGGGGGGGUGCCGCCCACCCCGAUGAACAGCCUGGUGGAGGGCUGCCCGCUGGACGCCGGCCUGCUCGGCCUAUCACAGGCUCUGCACGACAAGAUCAGCAAGAUGGCCGACAGGGACUGAGGGACGGACCGACCGUAUGACAUCACUUCCUGCUGCCUGAUUAUAACCAAACUACUUCCUGUUGUAGUGUAGAGUUUUCUUCCCUUCCUCCUUCCCUUCCUUCUUCCCUCC
This is a messenger RNA of Scomber japonicus (chub mackerel), 1525 nucleotides long. RefSeq names its product prune exopolyphosphatase (gene prune1). The record is from RefSeq and is a predicted model, not a curated record. Gene Ontology annotation, molecular function: exopolyphosphatase activity. Gene Ontology annotation, cellular component: cytoplasm. The transcript has 9 exons. Bases 155 to 1414 code for a protein of 419 amino acids. Lineage: Eukaryota; Metazoa; Chordata; Actinopteri; Scombriformes; Scombridae.